CGAACGCGCGCGCAUAAUCUGAAGACGUUUAAAACUCUUUGGUUAUUCUCAUUUAAAAAAAAAGAACGCGUACAGUAUUUUUAAUUUAAAUAAGAAAAAAAACGACAUUGCUAUUUUGAUUUUUGUGCUUUUCUGUGCGCCAAAACUAAAACUUUUUGGUAGUUCUCGUGAAAAACGAACGCGUUCUAUGUUUUAUUUAAAUACGAAAAAACGGACAUGCCUGUUUUGAUUUUGUUAUUUUUCUGUGCGCUUAAACUGAGCAUCUGGUAUGAUGUAAAUGAAAUUGAAGCUUUUUAAUUUUAUUAAGUUUUUGAUUGAAUUUUUGAAGCGUUUAAAAUUUAAAGAACUUUUUAAUUAGAAUUUUUAUGAUGGAGACGGAAGAUCUGAUUGAAAUCAAACAACAAGACAACAUGGAGAUUCAUAAGCUAGUUGGACUCAUACCAAUGUUUAUAUUAAUUAUUAUGAUUGUAUUAAGGCUGUCGUGGGUGCUCUACAGAAGUGCAAUGGGGCAGAAGACGCGCAGUUCGCAACAGAGGCGAGUGUGUGUGGGCCCCCGGACACGGCAGCUCUCAGUGCAGGAACCUUCCAUCUACGUGAGUCCCGCCAACCUGCCGCCGCCCCCCAAAUAUGAAGCCAUGGCUCCCCCAAGUUACGAGGAAGUGGUAGGCGUUCAUUACCCAGGAGGAUACCAGUCACAGCCAAUAACACAACCGAUCACACAAGCGCUUUCCACGGCGCAAAGCUCAACUAGUGCUGAACAAAACACCACAUUAACUUCUACCUGCGAAACUACAUCCGUACCUGCGCCUGCGCCUCCGCCAGCCAUCAUCACAGUCACUACCGAACAGAGGCGGACCUCAGUCACAGCCAGAUCAUGAUUCCCAUCUUAGCAUUAAGUUAAAAGUGACGUUAUAAUAUGCCUGCAUAAAGUUUAGCGGCAAUGUUGUGUAACCGCCAAUUGUAUAGCGCCUGCAAGAAAAAAAGAAGCAAAAAUGCUGACAGCGACAGUUGAGAGAGAUCGUUAGAAAUAUGAUGUAAAAUAUGGCGAAAGUUGCGAUUAGCAAAAGUUUGGAUGAAACGAAGAAUAACUUAAUAAUGUACCUAGUUAAUUUUUUAAUUGAUAAAUUGUGUAGGUACAAAUUGAGUUUAUCAGAGUUUUUGCUCUUUAUUUUUGACAGGCACUUUACAAUAUUAGUGGUAAUGUUACAAUCAAGUUUGACAUUUUGUAAAAUGUCAAACCGUUACAACUUUUAAAAUCAACGAACUUGUUAUAGAAUUACAGGUUCCAAUAAUUGUCUAUAACAAAUGAGAAUAUUGUAAUAGGUAUAUUGAAUUGAAGCAUUAUUUUGUUGAAAUUUGUAAAUACAAGAAGGUAGUCAGAUAUUACGAGUGUAAUAUUUUAUUUAUAGAUUAAAAUAAAAAACGUUGCUUUUUCCUUAGCCAGCGGAGAUGUACCUAGGUAUUGUAAUUUAGUCUUCCAAACUUAAAUCAAAGCAGCCUAGUCGACAGAUAAUUCUGUUUAUUUUUAUGUGAUAAAGUUACCUAGGUAUCUAUUCAUUUUAAGUAAAUAGCAGGAACAUACAUUUUAUGAACUUUAAUUACAGCUGCAGUAUUAAUUUCAUCAGUCAUAGGGGUUUUCAAUCUAUCAAUAUCUAAUUAGGGGUCGUCUGUUGAUCACGUGUUAUUUUUAGCAAAUUUGAACCCCCCCCCCCCGUACCGUACCAGUGAUAUGUGGUACGGUUAGACCCCCCCUGUACCUAAAUAUUUCUUUUUUUAAAUAUAUUGAAAUUUUCAAUAUAUGAUAAAAUUAGUUUUUACGGGUUAAUGCACGAAACUUUAUUUAUUUAUUGACGUUUCGUGCAUUAAUCCGUAAAAACUAGUUUUAUUUAAUGAGUGAUGUGCGUGAAAACCUAAGAAACAAAUAUAUGAUAAAAUGUUUUUUUUUUACAAAAUAUUUUUAAGUUUUCAUAAUAUUUAAUAUGUCUCUUCUCAUUCAACGAAAACUAAAUACAACAUACUCACUACCCCCCCCCCCCCCCCCCCCCGUGAUAUUUCGUGAUUUUUUCCGUAUGUGAUUAAUGGACGAUCCCAUACUGAAUCGUUUUUUGUCCACCGUAUUUUUAAUGCAGUGAAAUUCAAAUUAGUCUUAUAAGUAGUAUUAGAAAAAGGCAAGUGCGGUUAUUAACUAACAGUGUUAUUAAAAAUAUUUUACGAAGGGCCCGAUUUAAUCAAAACUGACCAAUAAAAAAAAAUUUUUUCAUUCGUCAGGUUUGCGGCCAUUAUUUCUUUUUGUAAUUUUGUUGGGUGUCAGAAUCAGAUACUCGCAGAGUAUCCAAAAGAUUGCUUGCUUACGCGAGCAACAGCCUAAAUCAUCUAGUUAGGCAUUAUGAAAAAUGUAUCAAAAAUGCAUUUAAGAGGAGGGAAAUUAUAGAUUUUUACCCUUAUAUAAUUCGAGGACGCGUAUCGGAUUAUACAUGGGUAAAAAUGAGAUUUUUCUUUUAAUAUAGAUCGGAUGGAUGACCGUACUUUAAUGAGUACAGUUGUUCGAAUCACGUUGUGGUGAUAUUUUGUGUAUAUUUUGUAUAAUGUAUAUAAAUGAAAUUAUAUUUUAUUAUUUGUUAAGCCAAU
This is a messenger RNA of Chilo suppressalis (striped riceborer), 2628 nucleotides long. Lineage: Eukaryota; Metazoa; Arthropoda; Insecta; Lepidoptera; Crambidae. The record is from the annotation of a GenBank genome assembly.